Messenger RNA from Spirodela intermedia, 708 nucleotides. The record is from the annotation of a GenBank genome assembly. NCBI's taxonomy places the organism in Eukaryota, Viridiplantae, Streptophyta, Magnoliopsida, Alismatales, Araceae.
AUGAACUUCGGGAGAGAGAGGAAGCUGGAGUCGGGGAGGAAGGUGUACCUUGCGACGGAACUGGGGCUCGACCCCAAGCAGGUGGCCGUCUGGUUCCAGAACAGGCGGGCGAGGUGGAAGAGCAAGCAGCUCGAGGAGGAGUACGUGCGGCUCAGGUCCAUGCACGAGGCCGUCGUCCUCGAGAAAUGCCAUCUCGAGGCCGAGGUGGGCGCCCUUCUUCUAUUUUCCUUGUCCCCCUAGUCACCAUCCCGCUUCUUCCUGUCUGAAAAUUUCCUUUCUCGGCACGGUGGGCUUCCUUCUUCCCCGCUGCAUGGCUGGACCUUUCUGAGAACCAGCACUCUGAUGCUACUGCUGCUGCAUUUUCUUUAAAUGUCACAGACGGGAGUAAAAUCGGUCCUGCCUCCGAAAGUUAAAAUAUUCCCUUUUGCCUCAGCGUAAUCCAUAUUCGCGCAGGUGCUGAAGCUGAAGGAGCAGCUCUCGGAAGCGAGGAGGGAGAUGAAGAAGUUCUCGGCCUCGGGCAGCUCCGACGACGUGUCGUGCGGGGAGAGAGGCAGCAGCAGCCCGAGCUCCUCCAUCUCAGUGGAAGCCCAGCAGCCUCUCCUCGGGGAGCUCGGGGUGGAACGAGGCGCAGAGCUCAUGUUCAUGCACGAGUACUACUACGACAACUGUGUGAAUAUCAUGGACUGGCCCAACUUCUACGGGAUGUGA